AGUAGUUGCGGCUAAUUCGUCGCCGAAUAAAGUCGAUUAUUUCACCGGUGAAAUUGUGGACAAUUCUGGUAUAAAAUAAUUUUUGAGAUGUGAAUUAAUUUCGUGGGAAGGAUGCAAGAGCCGAUUUCGGUAGGAAUAUCGAAAGCGUAUCGAAGCAAUGAUGUACUUGCUCCGAAGGGAGGGAGAAGUACUCGUCGUCUAGUACCCAGAGUUCAGAUUCAGACAAACGAGAGGUACCGUGUCGGUAGCAGUACGGUCAGUAUCAGUACGAAUAGUGAAAUAGAAACGCGCGUUCGGCCUUUGAAACGCACUAGCAUUUUCGCAAAACCGUUUACUUGUUUCUGCGGUGUUGUUCAUUUUUAUUUACGAUUAUUUCGCCGUUGUGCUACAUGUGUCAUGGGGAUUAUGAGUGUCUUCAAAUGGCUCCGCAAAGAUGGAAACGUUGAACGACAUCCAUGGAGCAUGCCACCAGAUCUCUGUCGCCUGAAUAAUGAAACGUGUCGAAUUAAGGCAAUCAGGGCCUUUAUGGAUCGUAGAAAGAGUGGGACCGAUCCUGGAUGUUUGCUAAUGACGAGUCCGGAUAAAGAGUUCCAUUUUAAGACAUACGUGAAGAAAAACAAUGAGAACAACAAGGUCAAUGACGACAACAACUUUAUUCCUGGGGUGCCACACAUUCCACCCUCUGAACUUUUCGAGAUCGGCUGGGUAGCGGGCACAGAGGAUCGCUACCUGGAGUACAUCUACGCCGAAUGGGACAAUACUAAAGUUUCCGUAAAAAAGCACACGCAUCCAGACUGCGAAAAUGCGAUCAAAGCUGAUCUCGCAGUUCUCACGGAAAUCCGUCAUCCAAACAUUAUUCUCCUGAUAGCAACUUCCCAGAUAAAAGAUCAUGGUAUCAUAUCAAUUUUCGAGUUUCUAAAUUGCACUCUCUACAGUUAUAUCCACGAGAAGGGCGAGCGUAUUUCCGUCCAGGAAGUCUCUAGAUGUGCCAGAAAACUCGCCGAGGCCCUAGGAUUCGCUCACAUGCGCGGAUUCAUUCAUGGGGCAAUUAGUUCUCACUGCGUUUUUCUGGCAUCAGGAGUCAUCAAGUUGGGAGGAUGGGAACUAGCCACCCAAAAAGAUGAGCCGAAAUCGAAACAAGACUUUCAGGCUCGUCUCCGAGCAGAAAUAUUCAGAUGGCAAGCUCCCGAAAUUUUUCGUGGUCGCGCUCCAACUGAAGCCACCGAUGUUUACGGGCUUUCUCUGCUGAUUUGGGAAAUGACUACAAUGCAUUUGCCGUGGAGUGGACUAUCAAAACCGGAAGUGGAGAGACAGUAUGUCCACUGGGAACGAGGAGUUAUGAUAGACCUCUACAAUUUUCCACAAUUGCUCGGCAAAUUAUUGGAGGCUGGACUUCAAAUCGACGCCACAAAAAGGACAAUGAGCAUGAAUCGUAUGCGCAGAUUCCUACAAAGACUCGAGCUGCAAUACGAGACGGAAGCACCAAUUUACGCAAAUCAAUACACAAAUAACAACAAUAUCAAUCAGAAUUCGAAAGUUUGCAACGUUCCAAUUUGCAUUUCGCCAACAACAAAAUGUCCCACAACACCUCUCUCUGCCGAAAAUAGUAAACCUGCCCCAAAAACUCUCUUCAACUCGCAGAAAAAGGUCUGCAAUCGAUUAAUGCGUUCGUCCUCGAAAAAAGAACUCGUUCACAAAGACUUGACGAGAUUAAAAUUGACCGAUAAACAGGACAGCAAUAAUCUCCCAGCGGAGAAAAAGGCAAAUUUAUUUUUGCAGGAAAGAUUGCACAAUGAAGUCCACGAUUCUGUCGACACUGGACAGAAAGAAUAUCGUGAUACGACUUUCAGCAGUCCUGAGCUGCGCAACGAUGAAGCGGAAGUUGAAAAAAUGUCGGUUGAAAAUGAAGCUGACGAGGAAAUUCUUUCUACGGCCGCAGAAAUGCUUUCUACGGCCGACGAGAUUCUUUCUACGGCCGAAGAAAUUCAUUCCACGACGGAGGAGCGUGUCUCGAGCAAUUAUGGCUCGGAAUCGACGCGAACGCUCGAAUCUUCUUCUUCCUCUUGUUCUGAUGACGAUAUUACUGAGACUCGGAAUGAUAUUCAAAAAUUGAGAGAAACCUUGGCGACAAAAAGGGAACGUUUCUUUUACGGGAAUGACUUGCGCCAGGCCUCAAAUGCUGAUACGAUUGUAGAUGUAGAUACAGAGGAGAAAAAUGCGAUUUUAGAGCGUGUCAGGAGCAAAGAUUAUGAGCCGCAUAAGCCUGCUAGCCAUAAAACGUGUUUGGAACCGAAGAUGAACAAAAGUCUUCAAUAUGAGACAAUGUUGAUUAAACCAGCAAGUCAUCGCGAACAAAAAACUGCCAAUUUGAGCUUCCCAUCGGAAAUCAAAGAAGCCGUUCUCAAUCCUCAAUUAUUCAAUGCCAACUGCCAAGACGUUUUUGAAUCGUCAAUGUGGAGAAGGGAAAAGAUGAUUUGCCUUUCCAAAAUGAGGAAAAGCGAUCCUCAAAAUAUCAUCAAUCCUCAGAACUCGCUGCCUCGUCCAGAAACUUUAAAGCCAGUUGUGAAAAAUGAGACCUUCAUUAUCAAAGAACUAGAUGAACCGGAAACGGAAGGAAACAGCACCUUGCGCAGUGAAACUUGCUCUCAAGACAACGAGGAGGACUCUCAGAACAAAUCAUUGGUGGCUCUGAAACAAGCCCUGGACCGAGCAACCGACAUUAUUCGUCCAUCAUCGCCAGUCUCUGACGAAUCGAGACACUCCUCGCCUCUGAGGACACUCGACGACAAUCUCGAAAUUACCCCCGACGACCGCUUGGAAAUUCGAGAGGCUCUCUUCGAAAAUGCCUUUGGCGCGAAAAUUGGCAGCGUCGAUCCUGACUCGAAAAUCCGAAGCAUCGAGAGGAUCAUUCCGGAAGAGCAGCAGCUCUCGCAGAAUACGUACAAAAUAAAAAAGGCAAAGUGUCUGAGUCUGAGUGAACCGAAGAGUCAAUUGAGUCUGGGCGAAGUUUCGGUGAAUGAAGCCGAGGAGAGGGAAAACGACAAUAAUAAUAUGACUUUGAUGCUCUUUAGCGACAAAAAUCACGAGAAGGGUUGCAACUCGUGCCAUCAUAUGAGCGCUCUUGCGAGGAGAAGAUCUCUACCUGCGGCUUUGGGACAAUUGAAGGCUUACAGCAGAUUGUCUAUUGGCAGAUUGCCCAUUCGUAGAGGUGAUCAUCCGGACAGCACAGUUGAGGAUUUGUACAUCGACGACGAAUUUGGCGACAGUCUAAACGUAAAUAUGGUACUUUUGGAAGACGACGAUAUUGCCCUCGACGAGGACGAUAUUAUGCCAGAUUUGCUAGAAUUGUCGCACCAUUCCCCACACAACUUAUAACCCCCCCCCCCCUUUUCCCUCCAGGCGCAAUUAAAAUAUUUAUUACUUUUAAUGAAAAAAAAAAAAAGGAAAAGAAAUCGUGAAUCGACAAAAAAUGGUUACGUCAAUUUGUUUUCAGAAUUGCUUGGAAGCAAAUUUCACUGUGAAGAAAUGGUAUUUAUUGCGGGAAAUUCUUUUAAUUUUAGGGUGGCCGAGUCAGUUACCAUUGUUAUUUUUAAAAAUUUUGUACCACUCACACAUGACGUAGAAAUGUAGGAAAAGCUUUUUAAUUUAAGAACGUUUCGAGUCUUACACUGAACUGACGGAAGGUGCAAUUGUUGACAAUUUUUAUUUGCUUUUGACUUGAGGCGCGCAUAUAUUUUCAGUCGAAAGUCUGAAUAACAAUAAUAAUAAUUUAGAUGUUUUUUAAUCAGUAUCUAUUUUAAAACCGAGUCAAAAGUAUGGCUUGGAGAUAGAGAUUUGUGUGGCAGCUUUUAAAGAAUAAUCGAGAUUCCGUGCGUCAAGUAUUAUAGAAACAAGAAAAAAAUUAACGAUCGGCGAUAGUAUUUAUUUAUAUUAUUAUAUUUCGAAAGAGGAGACAGGAAAAAAAGAAUGACAGUUUUUUUUCGGUCAGAUUUAAGUUUCUUUUUUAGGGCAUCUCGAUGUUAUUUUAAGUCUUUGUCAUAAUGCAAUCCGAGGUUGAGAAUAAUUAGAAAUUAAGAAAGAUAUGCUGUUAAUUCACAGAAAUUUUAGUUAUUAUUGAAGGAAAUACCGCAGAGGAGCGAGGCAAUGUAUUUAAUCGUCCGACAAUAAUAAACAUUACUUUCCGCUAGCAAA
Belonocnema kinseyi is the source of this 4191-nucleotide messenger RNA. RefSeq lists its product as uncharacterized. Bases 112 to 3375 code for a protein of 1087 amino acids. Gene Ontology annotation, cellular component: intercellular bridge; midbody; kinetochore. Lineage: Eukaryota; Metazoa; Arthropoda; Insecta; Hymenoptera; Cynipidae. The transcript has 12 exons. The record is from RefSeq and is a predicted model, not a curated record. Gene Ontology annotation, biological process: attachment of spindle microtubules to kinetochore; intercellular bridge organization; protein phosphorylation. Gene Ontology annotation, molecular function: ATP binding; protein kinase activity.